Miscanthus lutarioriparius is the source of this 363-nucleotide messenger RNA. NCBI's taxonomy places the organism in Eukaryota, Viridiplantae, Streptophyta, Magnoliopsida, Poales, Poaceae. The record is from the annotation of a GenBank genome assembly.
AUGGUUGCCAUACCUCCAGUUCUUGCACCAGGCCAUGGAAAAUCACCAUCCAUGAAGAUCGAGGGCCAUGAUUCUAUGGCGCCGAGUGUCAAGCCAAGUCUAGCACCAAGUAAAGCGCCAAAGUUGCAUGAACCUGUGAUAGCUGAUACGAGCAUCGAGGGCUGUGAUUCUCUAGCACUGAGUAUCACACCAAAUGGCCAUGAUGGUCCAGCAUCAAGUAAUAAAACUCCAAAGCGCCAUGAAUCUGCGAUAGUUAAUACAAUGCCAGAAAGUAGUCGCUCUCAAGGCGAGGGUGUCGCCACUAAGACCUAUGAUGCUCCUAAACCAAGAACUGGGGAGCCAAAGAAACAACAGGCUGCGUAA